AUGAUUAUAAGAUUUGGGACUUGGACAAUAAGGGUGUUUUUACUGUCAAGUCGGCCAAGGCUGCUAUUCGUGGGCCAACUGAAAUUUUGCCAGCUGCGGCACUUUUCUCUAGAAGUGUUAUACAUCCUACUUUGGGUGUGCAGUAUUGGAAGCUAUUUUAUAAACAGUGUUGUGCUUCUGAUGAUAAUGUUAUGAGGAAGACUGGUAGGGAGAUGCCUUCGAUGUGUCGAUUAUGUAGAGAUGAUUGUGAAGAUGUUAGCCAUAUCACUUGGCAUUGCAAAAUUGCUAAAAGAAUUUGGAAGUGGGCUGCUGAAAUAUUCAGAUUGACGCCGAAUGAGGACCUGGUGGUCUCCUACAAGGCUGCAAAGGGACGGAGUCGAAUGAUUAAGGAUCUGUGGCUUGUUGCAAAUCUUGCAAUAGUUACGGAGCUGUGGAAGAUGCGCAACAAAGCUUAUUUUGAGAACAAACAGGUUCGUUGGCUGGAGUUUAAGGGAAGAGUUCAUCAGGUAAUUCGUGAUAACUCUAUUAGAUUGAAGGGUCAUAUGCAUAAUACUUUGGAUGACUUGCGUAUUGUUAAUUUCUUUAGAGUGACGCAUAGAUCUUGCGAUCACUCUAACCCAGUUGAAGUUACUUGGAAUCCACCAAAUCCUGGUGAGAUUAUGAUUUGUUGUGAUGGUGCUUCUCUUGGUAAUCCUGGGCAGGCUGGUUCUGGAGUGGUUUUCCGUGAUUCUAGUUCGGUAGUCUUGGGAGUUCUGUGCGUUGGCCUGGGCUGGCAGACUAACUUCUAUGCUGAAGUUUGUGCGGUGAUCUAUGCUAAUGCAGAAGUGGAGAAUAGCGAAGAGCUUUUAUAA
Messenger RNA from Papaver somniferum (opium poppy), 851 nucleotides. RefSeq lists its product as uncharacterized. The record is from RefSeq and is a predicted model, not a curated record. The annotation marks the transcript as partial. Gene Ontology annotation, molecular function: RNA-DNA hybrid ribonuclease activity; nucleic acid binding. The transcript has 2 exons. Lineage: Eukaryota; Viridiplantae; Streptophyta; Magnoliopsida; Ranunculales; Papaveraceae.